This is a messenger RNA of Botrytis deweyae, 1194 nucleotides long. RefSeq lists its product as uncharacterized. The coding region runs from base 1 to 966 and encodes 321 amino acids. Gene Ontology annotation, biological process: retrograde vesicle-mediated transport, Golgi to endoplasmic reticulum. The record is from RefSeq and is a predicted model, not a curated record. NCBI's taxonomy places the organism in Eukaryota, Fungi, Ascomycota, Leotiomycetes, Helotiales, Sclerotiniaceae. The transcript has 2 exons.
AUGGCCGAUACUUCUGAGCCAGCAACAGAAACGCCAUCUCAGAGACAGGCACGCAUUAGGAAGGAAAAGAGAGAAGCAAAGAUUAGAGAUGGGGGAAAUGCAAGGUUGAAUAAGAUCAUUGGGUUAGGUGGUGGUUUACCUAGAGAGGAGGUUCCAUCGCCAGCGCCAGCGCCAGCGCAAACAGCUCCCAAGGCUACAAACCAUGCGGAUCCAGAUGAAGUAGAUAUUUCGAAUCAUUAUUAUGAGCCGCAGACUCGCACGCCGAUCCAGAGGUCUCAGAGUGGCCAGCAGCAACAGCAACUAAAUGAUGAUCAAUUAAGGCAAAUGAUGCUGGGUAUGGAUCCAGGCUCUUUGGGUGGUGCUCCUGGCCAAAAUCCUUUCGCAGGUUUCCCAGGUAUGGGAGGUGCACCCGGUGAAGACGGCGCAAACGAUCCCAUAAUGCAAAUGUUACAACAGAUGAUGGGAGGAAUGGGCGGACCACCGGGCGAAGGACAAGCUGGAAUGCCUUCCUUUCCCGGUAUGCCUGGUAUGCCCGGUAUGGGGAUGGAAGGGCAAGCUCAAGCCGCUGCUAUUGAUCCUUAUGCAUACAUUUGGCGCAUAGUGCAUGCCGUUUUCGCAUUAUCCCUCGGCUUGUAUAUAGCACUUACGACGUCAUUUACAGGCACUAAAUAUGCACGCGAGGCGUCGGGUUUGGCGAAUGAUGGAUUGAGCGCGGAUAGUGUGCAUUUCUUUUGGAUCUUUGCGACGUCAGAAGUGGUCUUGUUGACCAGCAGAUUUUAUUUGGAGAAGGGAAACUCUAUGCCAGCUGGUAUGAUGGGGACAGUGAUGGGUUUCUUGCCAGAGCCUUGGAAGAGUUAUGUAGGCACGGUCUUAAGAUAUGGACGUAUUUGGGGAACAGUCAGUGGAGAUGCCAUGGUUUGUGUUUUCGUGUUGGGAGUUUGUGCUUGGUUGAGGGGCGGUAAUUAAAGGGCCGGGCAUAAGUACUGAAGAUUGCUAAUGAUGAUGAUGAUGAUUCCCUAUCUAUAUGAAGUCUGGAUAUUAUGUAUCAAAGGUUUCCCGGUUCUCACAUUGGCUUACAGUUUGACACAAUCUGCAAAAUAUGAUCCAUCCGACUGGAACGAUCACGACGAAUUGAGGAACUACAUAUCUCCUUUUCUAGCCAUUUGCUGGGUGACAUUUUGACCAAGAUUUUUC